AUGCCAGACCUCACCUUGCAAGAGAUUGAGGAGAAGGUGAUGGCGGCGAAGCCCUGGAAAGCGCCUGGGGAGGACGGCCUUCCUGCGAUCGUGUGGAAGAAGCUCUGGCACGUGGUCAAGCACCGGGAGCGGAUCUACAAGGCCUGGAGAACGGGCAGAGUGCUCAGCCUCAUCAGCUUUGACGUCAAAGGCGCAUACAACGGAGUGUGCAAAGAGCGAAUGCUCGAAAGGAUGAAAGCCCGAGGCAUCCUGAACCUGGUGCAACGACGGAUCAGUAACAAUGGCGGCUCCAUCGCCUUCGUGGACGAUUACUCUGCCUGGGUCACGGGGCCAACGGCAGAGUCAAACAGAGAUGGUAUUCAAUCGAUUAUCGAUGAGGCGCUUGAUUGGGAGAAGCGCAGCGGCGCCACAUUUGAAGCAGAGAAGACAUCCGUCAUCCACUUCACACGCAUCGCGGAGCGCGACAGCGACCUGCCUCUCAUCUUCAAAGGAAACGAUGUCAGCCGAAGAGCAACCCGCCAAGGGCUGGCCGCGGCCAUGUGCUUGAAACGACUGAAGAUGGCCUCGCCACGGAUGGCGAGGCAACUGUUCGUAGCGACGGUGGCGCCAGCCAUGGACUAUGCCUCAAACGCUGUCACGGGAGGCUUUCGCACAGUGGCAACGGCAGUGGCCGAGGCCGAGGCCGGCGUGCAAUCGUUCCGAGAACGGCAUGCUCAAGCGGCAGCGAAAUUCUGGAUAAGGAUGCGGACGCUCCCGAAGACGCAUCCUAUGACAUCGUUGAGGCUCAAGCUGAACAGGAGGUAUGCGUCACCAAUGCAGAAGCUCGCCUCGGCGAUGGGAAGACUAGAUACCAAGCGCCUGGAAGUCAUCCACGAGUUCGCACUGGCGCCGUGGGACGAACGAAUGCAGGCAACGUACGAGGCAGACCGAGCGGAGGUGCUGAAGUCGGAUGACCCGGAGGACAUCACUAUCGCGACGUCCAGCUCGCAAAGGAAAGGCAAGGUCGGGUUGGGAGGCGUCGUUCGGGAUGCUUCCCGUGACAGCGCAGACGAGGUGCUGGCCAGCUACUCCGUCACCCUUGGCUCCAGUGAUGAGCAGAAUGCCUACACAGCAGGACUCGAGGCAAUCGCCAUGGCCCUGAGGUGUGUACCUAGGUCUUCAUGA
Hirsutella rhossiliensis is the source of this 1164-nucleotide messenger RNA. RefSeq names its product reverse transcriptase. The transcript is spliced from 5 exons. The coding region runs from base 1 to 1164 and encodes 387 amino acids. The record is from RefSeq and is a predicted model, not a curated record. NCBI's taxonomy places the organism in Eukaryota, Fungi, Ascomycota, Sordariomycetes, Hypocreales, Ophiocordycipitaceae.